Messenger RNA from Hansenula anomala, 1305 nucleotides. RefSeq lists its product as uncharacterized. Bases 1 to 1305 code for a protein of 434 amino acids. The transcript has a single exon. Lineage: Eukaryota; Fungi; Ascomycota; Saccharomycetes; Phaffomycetales; Wickerhamomycetaceae. The record is from RefSeq and is a predicted model, not a curated record. Gene Ontology annotation, molecular function: protein serine/threonine phosphatase activity. Gene Ontology annotation, cellular component: nucleus; cytoplasm.
AUGAAUGGCGACCCAAAUAGAAAUAGCAAUGCUAAUAACAACAAUACAUCAAAUAACACAACAAAUGAUGGUUCAUUGGCCAUAAAUACCCUAAACUUACCACACCAAGAUAGUCAAGAUCUACCCAUAACUCCAACAAGUAAAAAGAAUUCAUUUUCAAAUUACUCUACACCAUUUCAAUCACCAAUCAACCCUCAAAAUAAUGUUUUGCAAGUCAAUGGUAGUCAAAUAGAUAUUGAAGAAUUGAUUCAAAGAUUAUUAGAUGCAGGUUAUUCUGGUAAACGUACAAAAAACAUUUGUCUUAAAAACUCAGAGAUUGCUACAAUUUGUGCUAAAGCAAGAGAAAUCUUUUUGUCACAACCACCUCUAUUGGAAUUAUCACCUCCUGUUAAAAUUGUUGGUGAUGUACAUGGUCAAUUUGGUGAUUUGAUUAGAAUGUUUACAAAGUGUGGUUUCCCACCAGCUGCUAAUUACUUAUUCCUUGGUGAUUAUGUUGAUCGAGGUAAACAGUCAUUAGAAACAAUUCUUUUAUUAUUAUGUUAUAAGAUUAAAUACCCAGAAAAUUUUUUCUUGUUAAGAGGUAACCAUGAAUGUGCAAAUGUUACAAGAGUUUACGGAUUCUAUGAUGAAUGUAAACGUCGUUGUAAUAUCAAAACAUGGAAGCUGUUCAUUGAUACUUUCAACACAUUACCUUUAGCUGCAAUUGUUGCUGGUAAGAUUUUCUGUGUUCAUGGAGGAUUAUCCCCAGUUUUAAAUUCAAUGGAUGAAAUUAGAAAUGUUAAUAGACCAACAGAUGUUCCAGAUUUCGGAUUGAUCAAUGAUUUAUUAUGGUCAGAUCCUUCGGAUGCACUAAACGAAUGGGAGGAUAAUGAAAGAGGUGUGUCAUAUUGUUUUAAUAAACUAGCCAUCAAUAAAUUUUUGGCGAGGUUUGGAUUUGAUUUGGUCUGUCGUGCACAUAUGGUUGUUGAAGAUGGUUAUGAAUUCUUCAAUGAUCGUUCUUUGGUCACCGUUUUCAGUGCACCUAAUUAUUGUGGUGAAUUUGAUAAUUGGGGUGCUGUUAUGAGUGUGAGUGAAGAAUUACUAUGUAGUUUUGAACUACUAGAUCCGUUAGAUUCUGUUGCUUUGAAACAAGUUAUGAAAAAGGGUAAGCAUGAGAGAAGAAUUGCCAAUUUAACUGCUCAGGGCCAAACUAGCAAUCAUGGUAGUUUUGCUAACCAUGGUAGUUUCUCAGCCAAUAACCAAUCCCAACAAGAAGACAAUAUCAACUCAAAUAAUCAAUCCACACCAAUCACUGCUUUAUCAUGA